This is a messenger RNA of Mytilus californianus (California mussel), 7112 nucleotides long. RefSeq names its product protein kinase C and casein kinase substrate in neurons protein 1-like. NCBI's taxonomy places the organism in Eukaryota, Metazoa, Mollusca, Bivalvia, Mytilida, Mytilidae. The coding region runs from base 96 to 1835 and encodes 579 amino acids. Gene Ontology annotation, molecular function: protein binding; phospholipid binding. The transcript has 11 exons. Gene Ontology annotation, biological process: regulation of endocytosis; plasma membrane tubulation; cytoskeleton organization. The record is from RefSeq and is a predicted model, not a curated record. Gene Ontology annotation, cellular component: plasma membrane; endosome; cytoplasm.
CCCAUUCAAGUCGGCCAUUUUGGAUUUUUCUAACUUCUUCACCUGCAAAAUCUGGAGCCUGCCUUGAGUGGUAGAGAUAAAUUAAAAAUAGCACCAUGUCUAUUCAUGAUGAAAUGACAGCCACAAGUGACAGCUUUUGGGAAAUAGGAAAAUAUAGUCGGACUGUGAAACGAUGUGACAAUGGAUACAAACUCUGUGAUAAUUUACGUCAGCUUAUAGAACAAAGAGCAGAAAUAGAGAAAGGAUAUUCAAAAAAUUUACAAGGUUGGACUAAAAAAUGGAAUGAUUUUCUUGAUAAAGGUCCAGAAUAUGGAACAACACAAGCAAUGUGGAGAGGACUGUUAGAGGAGGCCAAUAGUACAGCUGAAUUACAUACAAUUGUAGCCGAGAACCUGCUGCAGAAAGUUUAUCAGGGUAUUAAAUCAUGGCAAAAAGAAAAUUACCACAAAUCUAUGAUGCAUUAUAAAGAGACGAAAGAAUUUGAUGACGGCUUCAAAAAGGCCCAGAAGCCAUGGGAAAAGAAAUACACAAAAGUAAUGUCAAAUAGAAAAGAUUACCACAAUGCCUGUAAAGCAGAGAAAAGUACAGCUAACCAAGUCAAUAAUAUGAGAAGUGAUGACUCAGUAGCUUUAGAUACUAAAAAGAAAAUGGAGGAAAGAUUACAGAAGUGUCAGCAGGAAGUCGCAGGAUUAAAAGACAAGUAUGAGGCAUCGCUGAAUGACAUAAACAACUAUAAUGCCAAGUAUAUAGAAGAUAUGACAGAGAUUUUCCAAAAAUGUCAAGAAUUUGAGAAGAAGAGAAUAGAGUUUUUUAAAACAACAUUUUAUGAUCUUCAUCAGUGUUUAGACCUUUCUGUUGACCCAAGGUUUCCACAAAUUUAUACAGAUCUCCACAAUGUUAUAGGUAAAACUGAUUCAGAUCAAGAUUUAAGAUGGUGGUCACACAAUAAUGGUUCAGAUAUGGCAAUGAACUGGCCACAGUUUGAGGAAUAUUCACCAGAUCUGCAAUCCAUUUCAAAGAAAGAAAGGAAGUCCCAAUUACAUACUAAUGAUGGUAUAACGAUAACAAGCAUUAGACACAAGGGAGACUUUGCACCAGCUUCACCACAUGCUGGAGGUUAUGACCGUCAGAGUUCUACCAAAACAAAUGAUAGUGAUAAUGCCAGGAAAAAUUCCAUAGGUAUUAUCUUACCUAGAAAUCCCUCUGUGGGACCUCUAAAACCACAGCGAAGUCCAUCACUCAGUAAACAGUCAGAAAAUAGAACAAUACCAGAGGGUGCACCAAGUCCAUUGGUUGAUAAAAAUGAAACCAGACCAAUACCAGAAGGACAGAACCGGUCUCCUCCAACACCUGCUAAGAGGACACUUAUAAGGAACCAGUCCAGCAGCAGUAUACAACAGAAAGUGGAAUAUGAUGAAACAUUAAAUCCAUUUGGUGAUGAUGAUGAAGAUGAAAAUGACAAAGUGGAUGAUGAAAAAAACAACCAGAGAUCAUCUUACCCACAGACAAGCUAUGAACCAGAACCGGAACUAGAUCAACCAACUGAACCAACAUACAAUGGUCGGACAUACCAGGAGGAAGAUUCAAAUCCUUUUGGUAAUGAGGACACAUGUUCGGAAGAAUCACCGAAAGAAUCCCCUCGGCUAGCUGACCCUGUCCUUGUUAGAGCUGUGUUUGAUUAUGAAGCUGUUGAGCAAGAUGAGUUCAGUUUCAAAUGUGGUGAAGAAUUUUACAAAUUGAGCGAAGAAGAUGAGUUAGGAUGGUGUAAAGGACGGAAGGAUGGUGAAGAAAAACUUUAUCCUGCUAAUUAUGUCAAACCUGUCAGUGAACUAUGAUCAAAGGGAAAUAACUUGUGUGUUAUAUUCUACAAUGAAUAUAUUAGAUAUAUAGAAAUAUGUGUAUUCAGAAACAAGGAUUAUAAUGGUUGGCAACAUGGUUGUGAAAAAAUUGUAUGAAGCCAUCUGUUGUUAAGAGAUUAAAUUAAAAUGAAAUUAAGAUAUAAAUUUUAUUGGUAUUUAGUUUAAAAGAAUUGUGAAUAGCAGAAAAUGUUUGCUAGUCCAUUAUGUUGAUCAUUGUGCUUCCUAUAGAAACAGAUAGAUAUAUUAUUUGUAAAAUUUAUUGUUGUGUAUUAUUAUGUUUUGUAAUUUUGUUAAAAUUUGUUGGGGGGGAAAGUAGCCUAAAAUAUUGAUAUUAUUAUAAAAAAAAAAACAACCUGGAAAUGUUAUUGCCAAUCUCACUAAAGCACUUUAUAAUGUUAUAGUAAAAACCAGGUUAAUAUUCUGUUCUGUUAAGAUCACAAUAUGCAUAUUUUAACUACCUUUGUUUUGCAUGCAAAAUGCUUACCCAUAGUUAAUCAUAGUAAAAAGUGGUAGAUAAGAUUGAUAAACAUAUGAGCUGUGUCGGAUAGAAAUAGACCUUAUGAUGCAAAUGAAUAUCAAUACAUCUGUUAACCUUUUUCGGGUCAAACAAUCUCUAUGGAAAGUCUGUAACUGUUUGAAAAAUGAGCUGUUAAUUAAGAAAGUGCACAAAACAGACCAAAAUAUAUCUUUCAUUUCGUAUUUGAAUGAUCCAAAAUCAAUCAAAGUCUUAUACAUGUACAUGUAUACAUGCACUUGCAUAAGGUCGAUUUCUAUCCAACACAGCUCAUAUGAUGUUCUGAAGUUAGUAAUUAUAUGAUUCAAAGUUAGUUUAAUUUUGUUAUUAGCACUAUUUUAGGUAAAUAAACAUUACAUUGUACUGAGUAUAUUUUAAUGGACCAUCAUUAGUAUUAUAAAGGUAUUGAUUACAGUGAUUUUAAUGAUUACGAGAAAAAUUACUGAAAAGUAGAAAUUUUUUAAAGAGGUUUAAUUUUUUGCUAAUUUCAUGAUAAAUUUGCUAUAUAUGGAAAAGAACAUCAAAAAUAUCGAAUUUUUAACCACACCAUAAGAUUGUGCAUUAGAAAAAUUGCAAAUAUAGCUCUUUACAGUACAUAGUUUUACUAAAAAAUCUGUAUUACAAAAUGUAUUUUUUCUGAAGAUAUAGCUAAGUGCAAUUAAUUUGAUCAAACAUUGUAAAUUUAAGAUAAAGUAUCAUUUAUAUGCAUGUCAUUAAUACUCAUAUAUCACUGUAUUAUAUAUCAUUUAAUUUAAUCAUUCCUUCUAAACACCUUUCAGAUGUAAUCGUUUGAGAAAAGAAAUCAUAUGUAAAUGAAUUAGUCAUUUUGUCUGUUUGUCUAAUUUUUUUUAUGCAAAUAUCUUUUCUUUUGCCAUGCAUGCUUUCUUAUUUUUAUAAUGGGGAAAUUUUAUAAAGGUGUAAUAUUUCUGAUUUUUUAAGCUUUGAUUUAUUUCUGGCUGCAAAGUACUUUUAUGCACAUCAUUUUGAACAUGAUCUAAACUCUGAUUAUAGAUAAGAAACUGAUUUCUAUUUUGCUAUAUUUAUCAAAUUUGUCUUAAAAACAGAAAUCAAAACAAAAUAUUUAGAUUAAUACUAUAACUGGAAUGUUAUUGCUAAUUGUGCUACUUAAAAAACACCCAAUAUCCAUGCUUCAGUUCAAUGCAAAACAAAAUAUAUUUGUAUAUGGACCAGAUGGAAAUAUAUAUUAAUGGUAAUGAUAAAAAUCUUAAAAGCACACAUGUAUUACAUGAUAUUUUUGUUCAAUUUACUGGGUAUUUUGCCAACAGCUCUACCUCUAAGUAGAUCUUGAAUAUAUAUUUUAUUUUGACCCUGCUUAUAUUAUCAAAGGGCAGGCCCCUUAAAUCACUAUACCAUUUAUAUAUCAUGGUCAUUCUAGCAUAUCAUAGUUUUAAAAAUCUCCAUUAAACAAUAGAAAUAAUAAAGUUGAUUAUUAUGUGUUCUUCAUGACAAAAUAGAGAAUGGCUUCUAAUUAUUCAUACAUCUAGAUUUUGUCUGCUGGUGUAUUUUCUUACAAUAUCAGAGGUUUUAAAGGAUUAUUGUCUGCAAGUUAAUUUUGUAGAAAUCCAUCAAGUAUAUUGAGUGAAAGUUGUAACAUUCCAUAUAUAAUGAUAUAGAUAUAAAAAUAAUAUGUUUAUACACAAUUAUCAGUUUCAUUUAUAUAUAGUUUUCUUUUAUUGUAUGUUUCUCCCUUGUAGUGAUGGUCAUCAAAUUUUAGUGUUUAUAUGGUAAAUUGGGAUUUUUUUUCAACACCUCUUAACAAAAUUUUAAGUACAUUCAUUUUCUAUGAUGUUUGUUGAUUUCUUUAAUUUGUUUGUACAAUAAAACCUUUGAGUAAAGGAUAAUACUUUAUUUAAUACUUAUUAGAAAUAAGCUGGAAAAACGUGUUGUGAAAAUUUUCUAUAUUCAAAUUAACCAGGACAUGAGAAAACUUGUAGAACAGGAGAUCGAUCACAAUAGGAAAGCACUUGACUGUAGAUAAAAAUAUAACUAUCAUAAAAUGGCUUUUCUAAAAUUUUAAUCUUGAGUAGAUGAAGAUACAGUUCAACCUAUCUUUCAAACUUCUUUAUACUUCAUUGUAAUUUCCACAAAUUGUCAUUUUAAAACAGCCUUAUUUGCAUUUAAUUCUUAAUUUGGGAAACAUUUUUGAAAAACAAAUGCAAAAAUACAUUAAAUUUCUUUAGAUGUGAAAACCCUUGAAUUGCAUGAUGAUAAUUUGAAUGCAUGUUAUUCUAAGAAGCAGUUCAAACACAAAUGGUUUGUAAAAUCUGAUUACUCAAGAAUUUUUAGUCAAGCCUUUAAUAGGUUAGUGAAUAUAUGCAAAUAUUAGUGUUAUUGUUUGUCAGGGUUUGUUAAUAGUUUAUUGUUUAGAUGUAAACGUUGACAUUUUCCUAACUUUUACUAUCUUACAGUUUAUACUCUAUAUAGACUUUAAAAUAAAAGUACUUUUGAAAGGUUUAUACCUUGCCACCAUUUGUUGUAAACUUGACAAGUGAAAGCUUGUGCCAAAAUAUUCAUGUUAUUGCUUUUUUAUUAGCAAUGUAUUGUAGAAUGUCUUUCUUGCAUAGUUAAUCAAACAUAUUGUAACAUGUAGAUGAAAAAAAUGUCAUUAUAGACAUCUUUCAUGGCCAGUGCUAGUUUUAAUGGGAACAUUACCAAGGUACAAAGGGGAGACAAUUUUUUUUUCUUUUUUUUUUUUUUUGGUUCAAGUCUGAGGUUAUACGUCUCUGAAUAUAUUGUAAAAGGAUAGUUCAAUAACUGAUGUUAUCAGUUGCUGGAAAAUCAUACAAAUUAUUGUGAAAUGUACAUUUACAAUGACUGAUUUUUACAUCCUGCAUGCUACAUUCAAAUAUACUGAACCUCUAGUGCUAGGUAAGCUAUACAUGUUUUGCUACAAGUAGAUUUCUUUUAAAUAGGUGAAAAAUGAACUUGAUUUUUUAACUUAUAUUCAUUGAUUUUAUGUCAUUUCAUUUACAAGCCCAACUUCACAUACAUUUUAGACCUGGAUCUGUACAGUGUACUAUUUCAUCCUCAAAGAAUACACAUGAAAUUCUACGCAGGAUGAAGACCAUGUUUAUGGUAAAUUUGGCUAUAGAAUAAUUGCUAUAGCUUAAAUUUUAAUGAAUAUUCAUUGUUUGUCCUGAAAUACGAGUCAGUUUAGCCAGGUUUCCUAUUUAAAUGAUGUUUGGCUUAGAUGAGAUUUCUCUAUUUUACUAUAUAACAAUUAAAAAUGUUGUUAAAAUAUAGUGGAAAGGUCGGGAUUAGAAAAUAUGUUCCUUGAGAAAAUAACUUGGUAUCCGUUAACCGUAAAUAUAAAUGAAACUAACUUCUAAUUUUGCUUUUCACUCCUACAUGAAUUUUAAUGAAAUAUUGUUUCGUCAUACAAAGUUACUUAUUGUUAGACAUUAGUACAUGUACUUUGGUUUCUAUAAAUUGCUAAAAUUCUUCUACAAAGAUGAAAUUCAAGUGCUAAGUUAUCAAGUGCUGUUUUCUUGGCUGUGUGUUUUGAAGAGUUUUUCAUUAAUUUAACUACAAAAAAUCAUUUUGUACCAGGAGCCAUUUUGAGAGGAUAAAUAAUUCCAACAAUCUUGAAAAUGCUGAGGAAGUGAAUAAUAAAUCGGAGGCCAUUCCAAUAACAAAUAUAUAUUUUACUAGAUGUAAAUUGACAGUAUUGUACUGUUCUCUAAGUUAACAUAUUUGAUUAACAUGUUCCAGUUAAUGCUUAUCUAAUAUGCUCUGUCUAUUGCAAGGAAGCUUGUAAAUGCUUGUGUAUUACAAGGAGCUCGUAUAUGCUCUGUGUAUUGUAGGGAGCUUGUAAAUGCUCUGUGUAUUGUGAGGAGCUUGUAUAUGCUCUGUGCUCUGAAUCAUUAGUAGGUGCUUCUCUGUUGUAGACACCACUUGUUAUGUAUAAACAAAUUAGGCCAUGUUGGCUUGUUUGCACAAUUUUGUAUAUAUAGGCAUAGGUAAUAAUUUAGAUUUUAUUUUUCAGUUAUAAUUAUUGUGUAUUAGGGAUGUCAAAACAAAUAUUAGAUAUGUAAAAUAUUUAAAUGAGAGCUGUUUGGUAAGGUACAAUUAAUGUUUUAGAGAGAUCAAACAACCAAUUAGUGUAAUGGAGAAUGUAUUAAAAUAAAAAGGAUGAAAAGGGGGGGGCUUAAUGAAUAAACUUAAUAGAAAAUGUAAUAAUAUCGAUAUGAACCUCCUUAAUAAUUUAGAAUUUUAUUAUAAGAGGUAGAAAUAAUACAGAUAGGCCAUCUUAGAAAAAUUGGUAUAUAUGUAAAUGGUAAUUACUGAAGAAAAAACCCACUGAAACUGUAAAACAUUAGGGAAUGAAGGUUCUUUUAAGAACAGAUCGCAGAAUUAUUAAAGAAUGGUAAGACAAAUUUACAGAAUUAUUUUGAAAUUAUAUUUUUUACUUUGAACAUACUAUUAUGAAAAAGAGUUAUCCUUUGAGCAUUAAAAGAGAGAAUUAUAUGUUAUUAUUGUAGAAAGAUUGCUAGAGCCUUUUUACAAAUUAAUGAUUAUAACUGAAAAUAGAUAUUGUUUUUGUUAUGGAAAUGUACUAUAGAAAUGUAGACAUUAUUUUGUUAAUAAUCUUUAUAUAUAUAUUGUUAUUUGUUAUAUAAAUAAGAACUAAUUUUGAACAUGUAUAAUUUCAUGUAUUGUCUGACCACUCUAUUUAUUUCAUACAAAAUUAUAAUUGCAAUAAACAUAUUAAACGUGAA